GUGGAUCUGCGUGGCAAUCACACAGGUGCACGGAUCAUUGAAUGUUUGGUCGGUGCCUUAGGCUCACGUCGCCGUAGCGCACAUCCCACGUCAACGGAAUGGACAGAGCCGAGCCAAUUACAGCCGCAACGUCCGAGGGCUCCUCUCGUGGUCCUUCGAUCCCGCGGCUUCCUGUGGAGGUCUGUGGACGGAUCAUCGACCAUGUCGCGAUGGGAAUGAAUCUCCGCGAUUAUUUUGUGGAGGACGAGCCACAUCUCGCCGCUCUCAGCUCCUACGCACUCGUAUGCCGAGACUGGUAUUACCUCACAUGGUACCACCUGCGUCAACGCAUCCAUUUGCGAGACCGAGAGGACGUCCUCUCGCUCUCCAAGACACUCCCCACAAAACCUCGCCUCCGUAAGGUCAUUCAACACGUCGUCAUAUCGGGUGCUUCUCCCGGGUGGCGUCGACGUCGACCGAUCCGGCACCUGGGGACGUUUGUCGCUAUGCUCGCGGGCAAGGCACCAAUGUUGUCGAGGAUCAGCAUUGAAGAUGCUCAGUGGACCAUCGACUCGGUCCGAAUGGAGGACAUCCACUUCAUAACUACGUUCAGCUCCAUGAACACUCUGACACUCCGCAAUGUCACUUUGUCCAGCAUCACCCAGCUAUCCCGCCUCGUGUCAGCACUCCCCAGGCUUAGGGAGUUAUGGUGCUCCAGGGUCAAUUGUUUGCGGGAACAGCAACUCUCACUGGCCUCUCUCCCACUGAACUGUGCAAAUCUGUACGCUCUCAGUGUGUCAUUGGUUUCACCAGCAGUCGAAGAUCUUCUCGUGUGCAUCAGCCGGGCUUCUCAAGUGCGCAGUCUACAUUUUGGAGUGAACGGCGAGUUGGCUCCACCCGGGGCAGCCAGCCGAAGUCAGGCUUUGCUGGUUGCAAGUUCCACGUCCGCGGAAAGGGUUGUGCUCGACUGGGAUAUUGAUCGCGUUCUAUUUUCGAGAUGGUACUGUUGACACCACAAGCGGCAUUGCAACCUUUCACACCACGACCACCUGUGGGAGUUGUCAAUCCAGCUGUACCACCCGUUUUCAGAAUGGCCCUGGAUCCCGUAU
Fomitopsis serialis is the source of this 1088-nucleotide messenger RNA. RefSeq lists its product as uncharacterized. NCBI's taxonomy places the organism in Eukaryota, Fungi, Basidiomycota, Agaricomycetes, Polyporales, Fomitopsidaceae. The transcript is spliced from 3 exons. The record is from RefSeq and is a predicted model, not a curated record. Bases 99 to 989 code for a protein of 296 amino acids.